AUGCUGAGUUCGGGUUUUCAUGGGUUUGAUCGCGCCAGUUUGACGACAGUUUUAUCAGCUUGUGAUGGACUUGAUUUUCUUGGAGUUACUCAGAUGGUUCAUGGUCUGGUAGUUUUGAGGGGUUAUGAGAGAGAAACUGCAGUCGGGAAUGCCUUGAUUACAGCUUAUUUUAAAUGUGGAUGUUUUGUUUCCGGGAAACGAGCUUUUGAUGAGAUGAUGGAGAGGAAUGUCAUCUCUUGGACUGCUGUGGUAUCGGGUCUAGUGCAAAAUGAGUUUUUUGAGGACAGCUUGAGCUUAUUUAAGGAAAUGUGCUGUGGACCCGUGCUUCCCAAUAUUUUGACUUAUCUGAGUGCUUUGUCUGCAUGCGCUGGCUCCCAAUCUCUCCAAAGGGGAUGCCAAAUUCAUGGGCUUCUUUGGAAGCUUGGGAUUCAGUCAAAUUAUCGUAUUGAAACUGCAUUGAUGGAUAUGUAUUCAAAGUGUGGUAACGUGCAGGAUGCAUGGCAGAUUUUUGAAUCAGCUGAGAUGACUGAUGAGAUCUCCAUGACAGUUUUACUUCUGGGGUUUGCUCAAAAUGGAUUCGAGGAUGAAGCUAUCCAGAUUUUUUUGGCAAUGGUGAAGGCGGGAUCAGAGAUUGAUCCUGAUGUGGUCUCUGCUGUUCUCGGAGUGUUUGGUGCUGAUACUUCUUUGGAUCUUGAAAGCUUUUGGUGCUAA
Oldenlandia corymbosa var. corymbosa is the source of this 711-nucleotide messenger RNA. NCBI's taxonomy places the organism in Eukaryota, Viridiplantae, Streptophyta, Magnoliopsida, Gentianales, Rubiaceae. The record is from the annotation of a GenBank genome assembly.